Messenger RNA from Hemisphaericaspora subhashii, 324 nucleotides. RefSeq lists its product as uncharacterized. The coding region runs from base 1 to 324 and encodes 107 amino acids. Gene Ontology annotation, cellular component: EMC complex; endoplasmic reticulum; membrane. NCBI's taxonomy places the organism in Eukaryota, Fungi, Ascomycota, Pichiomycetes, Serinales, Debaryomycetaceae. Gene Ontology annotation, biological process: protein folding in endoplasmic reticulum; autophagosome assembly. The record is from RefSeq and is a predicted model, not a curated record. The transcript has a single exon.
AUGACAGAAUCAGAGAUUUUAUAUUAUCCACCAAGCAUUGAAGUUAAUAAACAUAAGUUACAACAUGUUCAAGAUAUAACAUCUUUAGUAUUAGGAAUAGGAUCAGGAAUAUUAACACUUGAAUCAUUCAAUGGAUUUAUAUUUUACUUUGUUGGUCUUACUAUUGCCAAUGGAUUGUUCUAUAUAAUAUGUGGUGAAGGUCAAGCUAAUAAAUUCUUUAAGAAACCAUUACAAGAGAUAUUUAUUAAUGGACUCUUGGGUAAUGUACCUGCAUUUAUUAUGAUGUGGUGUUUAGUAUAUGCUUUAGUUAAAUCAAGUUCGUAA